This is a messenger RNA of Schistosoma guineensis, 1933 nucleotides long. The record is from the annotation of a GenBank genome assembly. Lineage: Eukaryota; Metazoa; Platyhelminthes; Trematoda; Strigeidida; Schistosomatidae.
AAUGAAAUUUAAACAUAGACACAAUUCAAUAUACAAUAAUUAUGAUAACAUUUAAAAUAUUAUCCAUUUAAUUCAUUUAAAGAAUUACAAAAAUCGUUUAAUUAAAUCAUUAAAAGAAAACAAAACAAAAAAGAGAAAAAAAGAAUAAAAGAAAAAGAAAAAGAAGAAGCAAAAAGAAUAAUCAUCAUGGAACGAACUUCGAAAUUAAUGCAUAAUUUACGUUUUAGACAAAAACAGUUUCAUUCACAAAUGGCCAAAUUAAAAAUUAUCUCAAUGAUAUUGAAUUCAAUAUUAAUCAUCAUUGGUAUCAUUAUAUUUAGUUCUGUAUUAUUAGUGAUUAGUUAUCCAAUAUGGUUGAAAAUGUUUAUAUCAUUACAAAAAAUUACAAUUAGUUAUGCAAUAUUAAUAUGGAUUGUAUUUUUUUGUAUUACAUCAAUAAUAUUAGGAAUUAUUGGAAUAUUUUCUAUACAACGUAAAGCAACAUUAAUAUUAGGCAUACAAAUAUUUGCCCUGGUAUUUUUAGCAGUGUUAGAAAGUGGUAUUCUUUAUACUAUACUAUCACAAUGGUUAAGACAUUUAGAAGUUGGUGUAACAUUUGCUGUUCAAAUGUUUCAACCUGGCUUAGAAGAUAAAACAGUUAUGGCAAAUAUACAAGAAGCUCUUCAUUGUUGUGGUAGAGGAUCUUAUGACGAUUAUGGUGUGGCUAAUGAAGCAAUACCUAAACAACAUGUACCAUAUUCAUGUUGUGAUUUACAAACUUAUACAAAUGAACAUUGUAAUAAUGCAUCAAAAUUAACCAAAAAUAAACUUACUUCAUUAACAAUACAAUCACCUGAAAUGAAUAAUCUAUUUUAUGUUAUUCCAUAUUAUUUAGCUUAUCCUGAAGGUUGUGUAAAUCGUUUAAAAAAUUUAUUUUUACCAAUAGUUAUUGGAUGUUUUUGUCUUUUAAUAUCUGUGAAUAUUAUUGCAACAUUUAUCAAUUGUUUCUAUGUACAAAAAGCUGCUGAUGAAGAAGAAUAUGAACAAAAUUGGCUUGAUUCACAAAAUUUUUUAAAAGAAACUAAAGAAGCAUUUUGUUUAAAACCACAAAAACAAGUAGAAAUUUCAUGUGAUGCUUCAAUUUCAAAUGUAGAUGAUCUAAGUGUAUUUCAAGGACAAUUAUCCCGUCGACGAACUAGUUCUAUACCAAGUGAUACGGAUUAAAUCAAUAACGUAUUGAUUUCAUUCUGUUUUUUUUUGUUAUUUUAUCUGUAUAUUCCACAAAGUGUUUGUUUUUUUUGUUUUGUUUUCAUUUUUCAUGAAGUCAACUAUUUCCAAAUAGUUACUUCUUUAAAAAAGAAAAGAUCAACAGUUUUUUUGUGUGUCUGUGAUGAGAUGAUGAAAUAAUAAUUCUGUUAGAAUAACUGUCAUGAUUCUUCUGUUUGUCUCUAACAAUUAACCUUCUUUGUAUUUAUGAUUGUUCUUUGUAACACAAUGAUAUGUAUUCAUUUGAUCAUCUGAUUAUAUAUAUAUUAUGGAUUGAAAUAAUAAAGAACCCAUACCUCAUCGAACUAUAAACGUUCAUUUAAGUUAAUUUCCAAGUGUAUGGUAUUUUAUAUUUAUAGCUUUUCUGAUAUGGUUACUUAGCGUUUUUUUUAGAGAGUUAGUUUUCUACGGAAAGCGGAUAUGAAAAGAAUGAACAACAACUGGAAGGAGCUGGAAAGGAUUGCCCAGGAUAGGGUUGGAUGGAGAAUGCUGGUAAGAGGCUUAUGAUUCUUCACGAGAAGUAACAGGCGUAAUAAUAAUAAAUAAUGAUAUGGUUGCUUGGUUGGCUGAUCGACCAGUCGGUUCGUUGGUUGGUCAAUGGCAUUUACUUGUUUAUAAUAUACAAGGAAAACAUGUUUAAUCAUAAACUAUAAUUCUAUUUCGUUAGUAUUCAUUUUGAAAAAAAACG